This is a messenger RNA of Guillardia theta CCMP2712, 1896 nucleotides long. RefSeq lists its product as hypothetical. Lineage: Eukaryota; Cryptophyceae; Pyrenomonadales; Geminigeraceae. The transcript has 3 exons. The record is from RefSeq and is a predicted model, not a curated record. The coding region runs from base 1 to 1896 and encodes 631 amino acids.
AUGAUGUCGAGGUGUCGCAAUCUCAGCAUAGCAUCGGCCGACGAGCUCGAGCUCUUCCGUCUCGAUGACUCCGACGCCUUCCACUCCCCGUCCCCCAGCAAGUGCGAGCAGAGCACAGACUCUGUCCCGGAGAGCUCUCCCGACGAGAGGCUGCGCUAUGCCAUGCGGCACGUUCCGCUGGGUAGCGUCCUCCGCUGCUCCAACCCCAUCGCCGCCGCCCUCUCCUUCCGCAUCGUCCAGGUCUUCUUCAUCCUCACUGGCGGGCUCGGGCUGCUGUCCGUCAUCGCCGACCUGCGAGGAGGAGUCAACAGCUUGCAAGCUCCUUCCUCAGAGAGCUUCAAGUUCCGAGUGCUGCAGACGAGAGGAGGAGGAGGCUCAAGGAGGUUCAGCGUCGACUCGUUCGGGCUCCAGCAUGAGCAGGGGUGUGUAGAAGUCAGUGCCAGCAGCAACAUGAUGCGCAUGGACGAAGUGGACGAAUCUGUGCUUUAUAUCUCGACGAGAGAACCUCUGUUCUCCGUCUGGGAUGGUCAAGACUGGGUCAAAGUUGGAUCCUCCUCCUCCAUCUCUCACUCAGGAGCCGUCACUUUCCUCGACGGCCUCCAUCCCACGUCCAUCGAGAGGCUGGAGGUCCAAGACUUCCGCAUAAAAGGUCCCCGGCUCGUCCCCAUCAUAGACGGGCUGGGGAGGCUGCUCCUGUUCGGGAUGCUCCUGCUAUCGGGGGUGGGAGGAGCGAUGGAGAAACAUUUCUUCGGGCAGACGAUCCUCAAGCUCUGCCACCCGAUGAUCGCCGUGCUCUUCCUCGCCGAAUUCUUCGUCCUCUGCUCCUCUGCAGGGAAGUGGACGACCCUCCGAGCGCUGCUCUACUUCGCCUUCCACUGCAUCCACUCGUUGCUGAUCGCCAGGAACAUGGUCUGCAACAACAUGCUCUUCGGAGGAGCCCGCCACUUCUUGUACGCCUGCUGCUUCCGCUCCUUCUCCUGCUUCGGCAGGAACUGCAGGGACUCAUACUUGGACGGCCUCGCCCUCCUCCUCCUCGGCUCAGCCCUCAAGUUCAUGAGCUGGAGGACGCAUAGGAUGGCGCAGCAGCAGAUCCAGUGCGACAAGGAGCGGUACGACGAGAUGUGGAGGUACAUGGUGGAAGACAUCCGUACGAAGAUGCAGCUGCAGAAGCUUGAGUUCCUCGUCAGAAUCAUCAAUACUGCCAAGGAUGGCACCGUCAGGAAGGACAAGGGAUCCCCAAGGAGCUGGUGGCUGGGCAAGCCUGCCAGUGCUGUCACCUCCGUCCGACAGAGAGGAAAGGACGGCAGCCCGGUCACGAGCCUCAACGCGCUGUACAGGCAGGCGGAGAAGCUGGACCCGUUCCUCAAGGACAAGACUCAGUGCUGGUCGGCUCUCUCCGGUGGCUUCCUCGUCUCCAACGGAGAGGCCGCAGAGGGGAGGCAGCAUCCUCGUUCCCCGGGCCUCGUCCGGCUGGACUCAGCAGGGGCCCAGCAGUCAGGGAUCAAGUGGGCGUCGCUGAAGCCGAUCAAUCGGGCGGUGGAGAAGAUCAUGAGGUGCUAUGGCGGUGACGUGUCGCUGCUUGUCGACAUGUGUCGUCAGACUAUCGUCUUCGACGACGUGCUCAGUCUGACCGAGUGCCUCCGCAACAUGACCAACGACAAGGAUGUGCAGUUCGUGCAGAUCAAGAACACCCUGCGGCACAACUACGACUCGAGCAGGAGCGCGGGCUACAGGCACGUCGCCCUGAAUCUCCGCAUCGACAACGAGGAGACGAGAAGGCUCGGGGUUGACCGGCACGUCUGCGAGCUCCAGCUCGUCCUCCUGCAGUUCUACGAGCUCAAGAGCGAUAAGGGACAUCGCAGGUACAUCCACUUCCGCAACACCAUGGGCGAGUGA